Molecule: messenger RNA, 4293 nt
Organism: Callithrix jacchus (white-tufted-ear marmoset)
Lineage: Eukaryota; Metazoa; Chordata; Mammalia; Primates; Cebidae
Source: RefSeq, a predicted model, not a curated record
AUGGGGAUCCCAUGCCCUCCACCUCCCACCGACAGCAGGCGGCCGGCCAGGCCCAUCCCUGUACCUUCGACCCUGGAACUUUCCACAGCUUCUGGGUCAGUUGGGCCUGCUCUUCUGGAGGCAGCCCCAGGAGGGGUGUCAGGCCGAGGGGAAGCUGCGCCCCAUGCUUCAGCAGCCUGGCCUCUGUCUCAUCCCCGGCCACCUCCAGGCGCAGGUCCCAGACACUACAAAGGAACCCAGGCCCAGAAUGACAAUCUGCCCCGAAGAGGCGCAGGAUGGGCUGACGUUCUGGACAGCCUCACCCUCCCUAGGCCGCCCGCAGAUGCUAGCCUGAGCACACAGAGGGACAGAGCUUCAGUCUUAUGCAGGCCAAGGGCCCAGGAUGUGGCACCAGGCCUUACCACAGGCACCCCGGUCUGUCAGCUGUUCUUCAGGCCUCCAACUGCAGCACGCCUCCUCCAGGAAGUCCUCCAGGAAAAAGUCAGUCCCUGCCUGCCAGCUCCAUCAGGCCCGGUAGCCCCAGGCUCUGCCUCAUCAGUCAGCAAAUCCGUGUGGCUAGACCUUCCAGCCACACCUGGGCCCUGGCCACACCUGCUCAGGUCAAGGUGGUCUCCUCUCUCUGGGACCCGUACCCACUUCCUCCCAGUAUCAGAGACCCUGCCGGCAAACCAUCUUUUGAAAACCUUGCAUAGAUCACAGGCCUCUUCCACCAGCCCCCUGGGCCCCCAUCUCUCUCCAAUAAAAGUCUCAGUGGCAGCUCACGGUGGCCUCCUCCCGUCCGAGGGUCAACUUGGCUGGGAGCUCGCCCGGCCGUCCUCAACCUCUACCCUGGCCUCAGGGCCCUUGCAGGCUGCCCCCUGGGCCCUCAUGGUGCAGUCUAGCGGUCACUGGGUGUCUCUAGCCCUGCCCUCACUGGCCACUGUGCAGGUGGCCUGGGCCCGGCUGCCGCGUGAGCACGGCGCUCAUCCAGGCUGGGCCGGGCUGAUGCCUACUCAUGGGCGUCUGCCACUCCUGGAGGGCACACAGCUUGGGCCUGGGCCAUGUGGCAGGGUGGGCGACAGUGCCUACAGUCCCUCCGUGGGUCUCCGGCCUGGCCCCCCCACCCACGAACACACACACCAGACUCUCCCCAAACACGAAUCCAUUCCAUUUGUGCCAUUGAUUGUCUGCGCAGACAAAGGCCCCUUUCAGACAUGUCAGAGGUUCAGCAAAUAAAUAAAUGAAUGAAGUCCUGGCGGAGGAAGGGCUGUGGGAUGGACUGGGGAGCAGGCCGGUACCUCCUGUGGCUGGCCCGGCCCUCAGAGGGAGCCUGAGCUGGGCAGAUGGCCCAGGGCAUCAAGGGACAGGCCCCUACCUGGGGGCUGGAGCUGUGUUUGGGGGAUUUGGGGUGUGAGAAUGGGAGCCGGGGGUUUUGCAUACAUGGAGUUGGGGUGCCCUGUGGCACAUCCUGGCCGCUGUGGGAGGGUAGACUCAGCGGCCCCGGGUCUGAGCCAGGCAGUGGUGGGGUGGCAGGUCCCCGUGUGUCCUCAGAAGCUGGGUACAUCCCCACAUUCCCCUUCCUGGGGUUUCUGCUUGGAGGCAGACGCAGAGACCACCCUUAGUCCAGGAGAGUAACCUACCCGGUGCAUCUCAGCUCCACAGCAUGUGAUCUGAAGUUGGGGGCUCCCAUGAGCUGCCUUCCACGUGGGAGGCUAGAGUUUCACCUCUCUUCCUGGGACUCCCCCAACUCCACAAGGCCAGAGCUCAUGGGGACACGUGCCCCAGAAGGCUCCUCCCAGCCCUGCCUGGGUCAGACCCCCUGAGAACCCUGUGCUGCCCUCAGCCUGGACCUGAGGAUGUUCCAGGGUGGGCCCAGCGUCCUACCCCAGCCUCCUCCACCAGUGGAGUCGGGGUACCCAGAAGCCUUGAGUGCAGCCCUGAGCUCCUUCUGCUCCCGCCCCCCUCCUGGGCCCCUGGUGGCUGCAGUGCAGCCCCUGGGAGGGCGAGGGCUGCUCCCCACAGAUGGGACGGAACCAGCUGGUCUGGGAGAUGGCAGGCCAUGGGUGGGGCUCCCCAGUCACGUCCUAGCCCAGGCAGGGACCACGUAGGGGCGAUCCACUGUCGUUUUCUCCAGGACAGAAAUAACCAGAAAGAAUGUGAGCUGGGCAGCCAGGAAAGGGGGGCUGGUGAGAUCCAGGAGGACUGCCUGGAAGCAGGGGCUGGGGAAAAGGCCUAUAGAGGUGGCUGGGCCUGAUGGGAAGCUGGGUUGGCCACUCCAGUCCCACCCGGCCAAGCCCUCAGGGCAGCACUGACUCCUGGCCAUUCUGGGUACAACAAUGGCCGGCAUUUAAAUUCCAAUUGAGUCGGCCAGAGUGGCCGCGGGCGUGAGAACGGGAGCCCCCACCCCCAGCCCGAGCCCCGCCCGCCACAUUCCUGCCUCCCCGGAGAUGGCCGUGGCCAGGGCCGUCGCCAGGGGGCCGGGAAUGCGGAGCUCAAUGGCUUGGGACAAGGGCCCAUUGAGCGGUGACGGGCAGGAUUGAGCCGUCAGCGCCCCCAACUCCGGACCCCUCCUCUGUCCCCGCCCCUCCCCCCAGCGUUCCUGGUGUCAGCUGCUCGGGGACCCUGCUGAUAGCCUCCUGGGCUGGGCCCUGAGCAAGCGAGGGCCUGGAGCUGUCUGACUGACCACUGGCCUCCACCUCGCGUACCCUCGCCACCUGGCAGCAGAGGGGCCCCCCGAAAGCCUCUCUCCCCCCUUAAGCCUCUGGGGUUCCCUGAUGCCCACAGGUGUCAGAGGCCAUGCUUCUCCAGCCACAGUCCCCUGCCCUGCUUGGCCCUCCCCCCCGCCCAGCCCUGUCCUGUGGCACCCAAGAGGCCUUGCCAGCCCCAGAGGAAGAGACCCGCUUCCCUACUCUGUCCAGCGCCUGUCUCCAGCCUGGCACUCGGGGACACCUGCCGGUGUUUAAGGAGUCGAGGUUUUCAUGUAUCGUGGCCCAAGACCUCAGGGCGUGAUACCCUCAGGCAGCCUGUCGGAAGCGAGGGUGAAGGAGGCGUGGCAGUGGCCGCUGGCCACUGGUCCUGACCCCGCUGAGCCUGUGGUCAGGCUCAUGCCAAGAGGCCAGCCCAGGCCCCCGGCGUCUGCAUCCCACCUUGCACCUGGGUCUCCCUCUCUCCUCCGCUCCGUGAUGCCUGCCGCAGACCAUGGCCCAUCAGUGUCCAUCCCCCACCCAGAUAGGGUCCCUGCACGCCCCGAGCAUGGCCGGCCCAGCAUGCUUUGCUCCAUCCUCUCGCUGUGCCUGGGCAGGCGCAUGUCAGGAAGAGGCCAGCGAGCCUGGCCUGGGAUGGGGCAGUCCCCGGGCCGGCGGGUGAGAAGGAGGCACAAAGGCCUUGCCUGAGGGACAGCUUGGAGCUGGGGGAGGCUGGCACCACGUCCGAGGGACAGGCGUGGAGGGGGCACCUGAACACCUCCUUCCACUCUGCUGGGAAAGGGUCUCCUGCCCUGUCCCCUGACCACCUCGAUGGAGGGUGCGCUGGCACGGGGAGAUGGAGGCACCCACGGCUGGAAUGGGCAGCCUGCCAGCCCUGCCACCUCCCCUGACAGGUGGCAGGAGCCGAAGAUAGGCCGGGUGAUGGGCUGAAGGGUGGGCCCGGCUUCCGAGUGCUCCCAGGGAAUGGGGCAGGGGCUUGGGCACCACCACCCAGGCUGUGGUUACACUGACCGCCUCAGGCCCAGCCUGACCACCCUCACAAGCAGGUCCCCUACAGGCCAGAGGCACCAGCCUCCCUGCACAAAGGACUCGGGAGAACCGCACCCCAGGUCCUAGCCACCAUGCAGCCACAGACACCCAGGACGGGCUCGCUGGGAGGCUGUGGCUUGAAUGAAUUAGUGAAGAAGGAAAGAGGCUCCUGAUUCACAAGCGUCCAUCAGGGCAGGGCCCACAGCACAGACCUGUGAGGUCCCCACGCCUGGCCCUCACUGCCCGGGGUUAGGGGACACAGGCCUGGGGCAGGUCCUCUGUCCACCUCAGUCUUCAUAUCUCAUCGGCUGGGCUGGGGGUGGGGCAGGGCCCAUGGCCAGGCCCCAGGGUCAAGGACAGCUAUGGAGGCUCCUCUGGUGCCUGCCCCUGGGGGCCCACACCCAGGUCCCGCUCUGGGAGCUCAGGUGCCCCAAGCGGCUGCCGCCUUUCAGCCUUUCAGCCUCCUCCCCAAGCCCUCGGGGUCAUUGAUGCCUCCAGGCCUUUGUGAAAGCUGUGUCCUCUGGUCAGAGAGUAGGCAGGGGGAGCGGACAGAAGAGCCCUGAGGGGUGAGGUGGGGCCU